AGAUGUCACUUCAACUAACAAUCCUAUAUGUAUCAGAAACAUACGUAAUAGUUUUAUAUUUAAAGAAGUGAAUGCUUUAAUUUAGAAAAAAAUAAUAAUUAAAAACUAAACGCACGGUUGUUAGAGUAGUUAUUAAAAUAUUAUUAUUUACAUCUUGGAAAACAAGUAAUUAGUUACAUAAUUUAAAAUAUGUAACAAACUUCACGAGUAAUAAUUAAAACGAGUCCUCAUCUCGAAGUUGUAACCAGUACGCAUUAGUUUUAUUUUUAGGCCUGUUGUCCCGUUCAGGCUGUUGUGUUUGAUUUUAUAUAUCUGAGCAAAAUUAGGGUUAUUCAAAAUGUCUGAACGUAAAGUUCUCAAUAAAUACUACCCACCAGAUUUCGAUCCCUCUAAAAUUCCAAGACUAAGACUUCCAAAGGAUAGGCAAUAUACUGUUCGGUUGAUGGCACCAUGCAAUAUGAGGUGUACGACAUGUGGUGAGUAUAUUUACAAGGGAAAAAAGUUUAAUGCACGAAAAGAAACUGUUGAAAAUGAAGAAUAUUUGGGAAUAAAAAUUUUUAGAUUUUACAUCAAGUGUCCUCGAUGUCUUGCUGAAAUAACAUUCAAGACAGACCCUGCUAAUACAGACUACAUAGUUGAACAUGGAGCUACACGGAAUUUUCAAGCUUUGAAAUUGGCUGAAGAGCAGGCAGAAAGAGAGGCUAGAGAAGAGGAGGAAGAUGUGAAGAAUAAUCCAAUGAAGUUGCUUGAAAAAAGAACAAAAGCAUCAAAGCAAGAAAUGGAAGUGAUUGAGGCUCUGGAAGAACUAAAGGACUUAAAUAAAAGACAAGCUAAUGUAAAUUUUGAAAAGCUACUUAUGCAGAAUGCCUUACAAGAAGAAGAGAUUUUGCAAAAACAAGAGGAUGAAGAUGAAGAGUUCAUUAGAUCUGUCUUUGGUAAGGAAGGUAACAAAACCAUAAAAAGGCUCCCAGAUCCAGAUAGUGGCGAGGAGGAGGAAGAAGCAAAGAUGAAAGAGACAUUAUCCAGUGAAAAGCCAACAGAUAUAUUCAUGCAGGACAAAAAAAAUGUUGAACCACCUGAAAAAAAGCAGAAAAUUUGGGAAAGAAGUGUUGGGUCUUUAUCGUCAGGAAAAAGUGGAUUGCAAGGUCUUGUUAAAUUAAAAAGUGCUAAGGAAUAUAAAAGCAUUUUGGAAAAGCCAGUUAUUAACAUGAAGGAAAAUAACACUUCAGCUGUAGAGACCAAUGGUUUACCAUUAGUAAAGUCCAAUCCUACUAAACCAACAACUUCAUCAUCAAGAAAGGAAGUAACUCUAGGUGGGCUUACUCUGCUAGGUGCUUACAUAGACAGUGAUGCUAGCUCUGAUGGAAGUAACUAAAAAUUCUCAAGAAAUGAUGAUGUCAGCAUGGAUGGAUUAAGUUCAGCAUUAAAAUAUUAUAAUACCUGGACCAGCUGAAGCCAUUUGAAGGUCUUUAAGCAUAUUAUUAUUAUAGAUAUAAAUAGUUCCUCAACCACUAGUAUGUCAGUCGUAUCCUGGCCGAUCUAAUGAGCCCCGGUAUUGGGUAGAUGCGUUCCUCGACAGUGGAUAUGGCAGAUAUAAUGUGGUUGAUAUAUUAUUACGUAUUCUUCUUUGUUUUCACUCAUAAGUUCUUGGAUACAUGCACUGUAAUUUUCAUGUCAUGUUAAUCAGAUGGGUGAUGCAUCCAGCUAAGGUCACUGAUGGGUAAAUGGUCAUUGACCUCUGUAUUUAGUAUCAGCUGUGUUUUACUGCAAAUGAUCUGAAUGUCUGAAACAGUUUUACCUUAUGUGCAAGAUGCAAGUUCAUUGGAAUCAAUGUCCAUUUGGAGAAUUAACAGUUACUGUAACUCUGAAUUUACUAAAUUUAUCUUUGUGAAAUUUGGCAGACUUUUAGGAAAUGUGAAAAGUUUGUUGUAAAUAUUAAAAAAAAAACUUAGUUUUUAAUAAAGUAUAUACAGUAAA
Limulus polyphemus (Atlantic horseshoe crab) is the source of this 1977-nucleotide messenger RNA. RefSeq names its product coiled-coil domain-containing protein 94-like. The coding region runs from base 338 to 1375 and encodes 345 amino acids. The record is from RefSeq and is a predicted model, not a curated record. Lineage: Eukaryota; Metazoa; Arthropoda; Merostomata; Xiphosura; Limulidae. Gene Ontology annotation, cellular component: U2-type catalytic step 1 spliceosome. The transcript is spliced from 7 exons. Gene Ontology annotation, biological process: mRNA splicing, via spliceosome.